Parnassius apollo (apollo) is the source of this 1116-nucleotide messenger RNA. Lineage: Eukaryota; Metazoa; Arthropoda; Insecta; Lepidoptera; Papilionidae. The record is from the annotation of a GenBank genome assembly.
AUGUCUUGCCACGGGUGUAGUUCUGCGCUAAGAGAGAAUAAUUAUUUGAAAUGUAAUGGUUGCAAAUCAGAGUAUUGUUUCGCAUGCCUUAACUUAACUGAUGAUUCAAGUAAGUUACUUACACCGGAACAAAUAAAAUCAUUAAGUUGCCCCUACUGUCGGAACGUCACGCGGCGCAUAAACAAUGACGACACGCCUUGCCGCCCGAGAUAUCAAAAAGGGCAGGCGCAAUCGAUAAAUGUUUCUUUUUGCGACGUGACUCAUAACAACACUGCUAAUACUAGUGUUGGUAUCUCCACGGACACCGGGCUAGCAAAGGAACCCGUUACGAUGGAAAGUAUUAGCAAACUUUUUGACUUAAAGAUGGCGCCAGACUCCACAAUUAUGAUAAAUUUGAGAGCAGCACUUAAUAAGGACAUCGAAAAAAUGGUGGCUGUGCACGUCAACAGAGCAAUUGAGAACUUGAAGACUGAUUUCUCAUCUACCACGGACUAUUUGGCCGCUGAGCAAGCAGAUUUAAGAUCCGAGAUUAGACAAAAGGACAACCUUGUUAAGCAGUUGCAAACUGACAUAUCAAAAUGUCAAAAUUCACUUGCUAAAUAUCAGUCACGAAUUCAAACUAUUGAAAAAAUCUCACGCGACAUGAAUAUUGAGGUACAUGAGGUGCCAGAGAACAAAAGCGAAAACUUACCUGGCAUAUUCAAAAAACUCUGCGAGUGCUUGCAGGUUGACAUUCCUGAAAACGAUGUAAAAGCCUGUCGUCGAGUUUCGAAAAUGAAUCCUUCGUCUGGGCGACCACGCAAUAUUCUUGUUACCCUUUCAUCUCAGAGACAACGUGAUUUGGUUCUAUCGUCGGUCACUCGUUUCAACAAAGCUCAUCCUAGAGAUAGACUCGCCUCUACACACAUUGGCUUUACGGGAGAAACCCGCAGGAUUUAUGUGGCUGAACACCUUUCGCCAGAAACAAAGGAAGUGCACAGUGUGGCGAGGAAAUUUUGCAGAGACAAUAAUUUUAAGUAUGUGUGGGUUCGUUUCGGGCAAGUGUAUAUACGUAAAGAUGAACAAAGUCAAGCACAGCACAUCAAAACCAUUGAAUGUCUCAACAAGCUAUUAUAA